AUGAAGCUCCACGGUGGCAAGUACGUCGGUACCGGUGCGGUGAUUGGUCUCGUGCUGGUUGGUGUUUUCCUCGCCCAGCUAGAACCGUGCAGUGCGUUCUACACCGUGAAACAGGUCGUGACGGAACGGAUCUCCAACCAGACGGAGUUUGUGAACAACGUGCUAAGUGAUGAAUUGCCACUGAAGAUUGUGGAGUUUUCGCAGUACGUGUACGAUUGGGAUCGUGAUACGCUGAAAGUGAAUGGAAAGUGGGUUCUCAACUCACCGAACGACGAUUACUUGUACUUUGUGGAGUUUACCGAAAAAAUUGACAAAACGACGGGCUUCAAGGAGAUUCUGAAUAAUUUACAUUCGAAGCAACUUAUCACCGACAUUAAACGUGUCGAGCGAGUGAAACCACAAGCUUUCCACUUUGAAAAAACUUUUUACUUUGGCAAAAAAUAG
Messenger RNA from Anopheles marshallii, 444 nucleotides. RefSeq lists its product as uncharacterized. The transcript has 3 exons. The record is from RefSeq and is a predicted model, not a curated record. NCBI's taxonomy places the organism in Eukaryota, Metazoa, Arthropoda, Insecta, Diptera, Culicidae. The coding region runs from base 1 to 444 and encodes 147 amino acids.